Naegleria gruberi is the source of this 558-nucleotide messenger RNA. RefSeq lists its product as uncharacterized. NCBI's taxonomy places the organism in Eukaryota, Heterolobosea, Eutetramitea, Acrasida, Naegleriidae. Bases 1 to 558 code for a protein of 185 amino acids. The transcript has 2 exons. The record is from RefSeq and is a predicted model, not a curated record. Gene Ontology annotation, molecular function: ATP binding; ATP hydrolysis activity; AMP kinase activity.
AUGCAAACAUCACCAGAUCUUCGUACCUAUCCAAAUAUCCUCAUCACAGGAACCCCUGGUGUCGGAAAGACUGUUAUGGGAGAAGCUGUUAUCAAUUCUUUAAAGGAAAAACUUAAUUUAACAAAUUAUGAAUAUUUGAAUGUUUCCGAAAUUGCUAAAGGUGAACAAUUUGUUGAGGAAUUCGAUAGUGAAAGAGAUACAUAUGUUCUUGAUGAAGAUAAACUUUUGGAUCAUUUAGAAGAAAAAUUAUCUGAUUUGGAAAAGGGAUUUGUUAUCGAUUAUCAUAGUAGUGAAUUAUUCCCAGAACGAUGGAUUGAUUUUGUUAUUGUUUUAAGAUGUGAUCCUGAUGUAUUAUUUAAACGUUUGGAAAAGAGAGGAUAUUCAGAACAAAAAGUUCAAGAAAAUGUUGAUUGCGAAAUUUUCCAAGUUUGUUCGGAUGAAGCUCAAGAAAGUUACAAACCAGAAAUUGUUUUUGAAAAGCAAAACAUCACAAUAAUGGAUCUGAAUAAUAAUGCAGAAUUCAUUGUUUCUCUUGUACAAAACAAAAUUCAAAAAUAA